Messenger RNA from Rosa rugosa (rugosa rose), 894 nucleotides. RefSeq names its product protein FAR1-RELATED SEQUENCE 5-like. Gene Ontology annotation, biological process: regulation of DNA-templated transcription. Bases 1 to 894 code for a protein of 297 amino acids. NCBI's taxonomy places the organism in Eukaryota, Viridiplantae, Streptophyta, Magnoliopsida, Rosales, Rosaceae. The transcript is spliced from 2 exons. The record is from RefSeq and is a predicted model, not a curated record.
AUGGAUGGAGAUGAGGAAAACAGAGUAACACGGUGCUUUUGGGCUGACUCAAUAUCAAGACGAGCUUAUAGCUUUUAUGGAGAUGUAGUUAUCUUUGAUACUACAUACAACACAAAUCGGUAUGGAAUGAUUUUUGCACCAUUCACUGGUGUUAACAAUCAUGGGCAGACAAUCAUCUUUGCUUGUGCAUUCUUGAAUGAUGAGACAGCCGAUACUUUUGUUUUGUUAUUCAAGGAAUUUCUAAAUGCUAUGCCAGGAGAUGCACCAGAAAAUGCCCCCAAGAUGAUCAUUACUGACCAAGAUCCUGCUAUGACUAAAGCCAUUUCAGAAGCACUCCCACAAACAUUUCAUAGAUAUUGCAGUUGGCACAUUCUUAAUAAAUUUUCUGAGAAGCUAGAUGCGAUUAAAUAUCGGGAUUCCUACCAAGACUUUCAUAGCUGCAUAUGGAAUUCAAGUAGUAGAGAGGAGUUUGACUCAAGAUGGAUUGAAAUUAUUGAGAAGAGUGGGUUGAGUGAUAACAAGUGGCUGGAGUUGAUAUACGAAAUUCGAAUUCCAUCACCAGCAUAUGUCAAUCAUGUUUUCUCAGCUGGAAUGUCAAGUAGUCAAAGAGCAGAGAGUCAACAUUCUUUCUUCAAGAAUUAUGUUUCUAAGUGGAAUUCAUUGGUGGAAUUUAUGGUUCAAUUUAAGAGGGGGCUUCUUCACCAACGACAUUAUGAGUUAGAGGAGGAUCAUAUUAAUAUUGAUGAGAAGGCAAAAACUGUCAUGUCCCUUGACAUAGAAGAUCAUAUGGCCAAGGUUUAUACACGUAAACUAUUUUAUGAAGUUCAAGAACAGUUGAGAGAGAGCUUUAAAUAUAAACUUGAACUUGUGUUUGAAAAUGUCACUCAAGAAUAG